This is a messenger RNA of Aspergillus niger, 1845 nucleotides long. RefSeq lists its product as hypothetical. The transcript is spliced from 4 exons. The coding region runs from base 1 to 1845 and encodes 614 amino acids. Lineage: Eukaryota; Fungi; Ascomycota; Eurotiomycetes; Eurotiales; Aspergillaceae. The record is from RefSeq and is a predicted model, not a curated record.
AUGUUUUCCAAACCCAACGACGAAUAUCUGAGCGCAUUGUUUUCCAAACCCAACGACGAAUAUCAGAGCGCAGGAGCGGCUACAAGCCCAUCGAAUAAAGAGCGAAAUUUGAGGAGUGAGCCUGGCAGUAACACUUUGCGCUUUCGGGCUCUGGGACUAAAGGCCCCAAGUUCACCCGUGGCACACAGCCCCGAGCGUGCGGCUAGCCCUUUGGCCGUCGACCAAAUGCAACCUGUGUCCGAUGGUAUGUCGCACACACUAGGAUCGACACAGAGCUACAAUGAACGUUAUCUUUCUCCGCAACAAAUAGACCCUGCUUUGAGGCCAGAAGAUUCUAUACAAAACGUUACCAGAACCGUAUCCACUGAGCCUCGACAGGCCAGAAGUUCCUACAGCCUGAGGAGCAGUUUAGAAGCCCCCCGUCAGUGGAGAACGAACAGAGACCAGAAAUUUCCCCGCCGUCUGCAAGACUACCCUUAUAUCUUUGUGUCAGGCGUAAAACAUGCAGGUCUCGAGGAUGUUAAUAGGAGUUUGGGGAAACAUUAUAUAGUAUCCAGUAACCGACCACUGGAAGGGAAACCUACGUAUCGCUAUGAAGACGCUGAUACUGUUCAAAGGCAACAGCAUGUGCGACAAUCAGAUCAUCAGAAUCCAAGUCAGUUGACUGAUGUGUUGAAUGAAUUCCCUGAUUCGUCCCGACCUGGCCGUCUGCAAGAUCCAGUUACGACGCGGCCCAUCGAGGGAUAUUACAUACCUGAAGGCCCAUCACCUUUUCCAUCUUUGCUAUCCAAAAUGUAUCAUGGAACAUUAACAAUCCUAUCUCGCAUUGGCCUCAGGGAGAAUGACACUCGACCAGGUCACAAACGAAUCAGAUGGAAGAAUAGUAGGGGUAAAUGGCUGUAUGAUGAUUAUGUUGAGCAUGUGCCAGGUGCUUUGGAAGACAUGAAGGCAUUCCUGAGGUCAUCAGCAUACGUCGCAGCUGCUGCCAUGAAUGGCGGCAACCAAGAUGCCCCAACCAGCUUCACUCCUUCCGAUAAUUCAACCUCGAGCGCAUCACAGAAGCAAUACACCCCCUUGAGCGAAAUUGCCGAUCCGUCAAAAGGCUCGGGGAUUCUAGACACCAGCGACAGCCAAACGGAUGUUGAACUUGGUGAGAUGAUCUCUCAACCUCCGCUUCUUCUAUCAUGCCUAGAGAAUGGUAAAUAUGCGGUGGAACUUCGACAGGAGUCUAUCGUAGGCGUCGCAGAUGACCGCCAGCUCUUCCAUACAUUACGCCGCAUCUACCAUGAGCACCGCGGACGACUAAGACCCAUCUGGUCUCUGAAGACUCUGCAUAGUAUACAUUUCAUGAAGUUUGCCUAUGGCGGAACCCGCUACAUCGACGUGCGAUGCCACCAAGAUAUAUGUGAAACCGGCAGGCCCUGUGUCUGCGUACCCCCCGAGCACCUUGUCCUCCCCAAAGGAAAAGAAUACGACUGCCGGCCGAUCCCUCCAAAGCUCUCUCCACCGAUUGGUCCACGACUCAUGAUGGACUUCUUCAUGCAUCCAGACUACAUCGCCCCAAAUAGCACUUUGAUUGUUCAGCAGCUUCCCAAGAGGGCAUGUGGGAAGUUGCAGAGCGAGUAUCUUAGUCCGACAGAGGCAUGGGGUAUCUUCUACAAGGAGGAUUGGAACUGGACGAAGAUUUGGUGGAUUCUCGCAUUGGGCUUCUUCCCUCCAAGCCUGCUUUUUGGGGUACUGUGGACUGUUCUCAAGCAGGAUAUUUCGGGUGCUUUUGGUGUGGCGAGUUGGUGGAUGGCUGGUGCGUCUAUCAUUGUGGGUAUAGUUGGGACUUAUGAUAAGUGA